AUGAUCGCGACUGGCGGCCUCCUGCGAAUCAACGCCCGGCGACAAGACUCACUGAGGUCCAAACCUCAGAAACCACACACACACAAGAAGAAGAGCAAAAAGAGAAGGAGUGAGGUGGUGGUGGUCAAGGGGAAGUUGAAGCUGUGCUCAGUCUCGGGUCUCGUGGCGGCGCUCGGUAUCCUGGUCCUGCUCGUUGGUGUGGUCAUGGCGGCUCUGGGCUACUGGCCUCGAGAUGGACUGUUCUUCAGGUCUCAGCCACAGGAGGGCGCUGCGAUGGCCUCAGUGUCAUCCAUCAGCUCCACACCUGCACCUGCUGGCACUCAGGGAGGAGAAAGGGGGGAGGAACGCCAAGGAGAAGAAGGAGAUGACAAAACUCUCAACGAGACAACCAGACGACCUUCACGAGGAUUUCUGGAGGAUUUUCUGGACAGGUAUCUGUACUCUGAUAGGCUGAAGGUCUUUGGUCCUCUCAUCAUGGGCAUUGGUAUCUUCCUGUUCAUCUGUGCAAACGCCGUCCUGCACGAGAACCGGGACAAGAAGACGAAGGUCAUAAACCUGCGGGACAUUUACUCCACUGUCAUCGACCUCCACAGCCUCCGCAGACCCAACAGCUCCACCUCCUGCUCCGCCCGCCGCUCCUCAACCAAUCCACUCAAUGGCCUCGUUAACUACAUCCAAUCAAAGAGCCUGGAGUCUAAACCCAGGACUGUCCCUCCCCCCGAGCUUCAGCCCACCCCUCCUCUCCACCUGCUGGACCUCCCUGCAGAAGGAGGAGCUCAGCUCAUUCACCUUACCCCUGCGCCGCCCCCGCCCUCCUGCCCCCCGCAGGAGGCACUCAGCUCGAGCUGGGAUGGGCCGGAGCUGGAGGGACGGAGGCGGAGCCUGCCGACCGGCAGCGUCAUCACAGGUUACAGCAAACUGACGCAUGGAGAGGACGAAUCAUUUGAGUCGACUGAGAUUACGUCAUCACAUGUGACAUCACAGGCCAGCAGGCUGAGGUCAGAGGAAGUGACAUCACAGAGGAAGUACUCGAACAGGGAGAAGCUGAGGAUUAUUUCACAGGUGGAUUCUGGUCUAAGGCAGGAGGAGGAGGGAUGA
This is a messenger RNA of Seriola dumerili (greater amberjack), 1098 nucleotides long. RefSeq names its product transmembrane protein 200C-like (gene tmem200ca). The record is from RefSeq and is a predicted model, not a curated record. The coding region runs from base 1 to 1098 and encodes 365 amino acids. The transcript is spliced from 7 exons. NCBI's taxonomy places the organism in Eukaryota, Metazoa, Chordata, Actinopteri, Carangiformes, Carangidae.